UACAUAACUUAGUUAAGACGAGAUCGGGACAGUAUUCCUGUAUUUAUUCAGUAUUGUUAUGUCCAGAUCUACGAACGAUGGGUCGUAGCGGAAUGAACUGUAGAUGGCGUUACCAAUUGAAGAUGUUCCUUGUCAUCGUGAUUCUAUUAAACAUGUUCAUAGCUCCUCUAACCUACAAUUCAGUCAGGCAUCCUGCUCCACAAGUCAAACAUGAAAAAAGAAUGUCUAUAGAUAAGUCAUUUUUAGUGUCACUGCAUAACCCUCCUCCGUGGCUGGUGGAUUUAUACAAACGAGCUGACCCCAAACAAUGCGGAUACACCAACUGUCGAUGGAGUAUGGACAAGUAUCUUCACAGUGUCAGCGACGUCAUAGUGUUCCAUGGUCCUUCGCUUGACAAAAUUCCUAUCAUCAGGUCACCUGGUCAAACCUGGGUAAUGCUUGCUUUGGAGAGCCCUUUGCAUUUUGGGUCAAAUUACAAACUUCCGGCAUGGAAGUCUGUAUUUCAAUUGGACAAUGACGUACCGGAAGGACUCGGAUAUCUAUUUCCCUUAUUCUGAAGUCAUUAAGAAAAACGACUUCAGAGAUGAACAUAACUACACUCAAAUUUUGAAGGCCAAGAAACAUACUAUUUCUUGGGCGGUAUCCCAUUGUAAUGCGCCUAGUGAGCGGGAUAGCUACGUGAACUAUUUAAAAGAUUAUAUUGACGAUAUCAACACAUUUGGUAAGUGCGGACAUUUUUACUGUGGUGAAUGGGAAGACCCUGAACAGUGUUUUAGGAAAAUGGCUAAAGAACAUAAAUUUGUUUUGUCAUUUGAAAAUUCAUUCUGUACGGAUUAUAUAACAGAGAAAGCUUUCAUACCAUAUACCGAAAACAUCGUACCGAUAGUUCGCGGGGGGUCUCAGUAUAUAUCGGUUCUUCCUAAAGGGACGUAUAUAGAUACCAAUGACUUUACUACAGUAAAGGAGCUGGCUGACUAUAUCAUUGAGAUAGACGGACAUAAGGAUAUGUAUCUGGAACUUCUUCAACGUAAGAACCAAUAUACUAUUUUUCCAAAGGUGUCUACAUACCAGAGGGCAAUAUGUCAGGUCUGUGAGAAACUCAAUACGGAAAAACACGCAAAUGAAACGUAUCCGGAUAUAGCAGCGUGGCUCUGGAAAAGCGGUGGAUGUUUUUACCCUAAAGAUGUUAUGCCUAACUAAAAUUUAUAAAAUUUAUGAGUUUUCCCAAACUCGCUUAAAUCUUUGUGUGAUGUAUUUAUGUCUUUACUGCCGCUGAGGGCAGUCGCACUGUAACAAUUUACAUAACUAUAGGACCUAUCUGUUACCGUAUUACGAAUCUGGGUCUUAAUGAUAUCCCUUACAUAACCAUUUAAAUGAUGUAAGGCGGGACGUUGCACUUUUAGUAGAGAUCCCAUUAUUUAAAAAUAUCUCCCAAAUAACCAUGCGACCUGUAGAGGAAUGUUGCAUUAUUAAGAGUGACCACAUGCCUUAACAAGAACUCCCAAAUGACCAUGAGAUCUAUGAAGAAUUUUGCAUUAUUAAAAGGGAUCCGUUGCCUUAACGAUGCCCGUUAAAUAACGAUACGACCCAUGAGUUAUUAAGAUCAAUGUAUUCGGAGGAUCCCACGCCUUAACGACAGUCAUAACAUAACGAUGACAGGGAGAUAUGGACACCAGAUACUUUGUCGGGUUAUCGUUCUUAAUCUGCCCUUUACGAAGUUUUUCGUUUAGCUAUUACAUGAUAAAAUCUUCACUUGCAUGUUAAGUGGUUGAUUUGAUGCUGAUAAAAUUGAUAAAAUUGCG
Molecule: messenger RNA, 1802 nt
Organism: Pecten maximus
Lineage: Eukaryota; Metazoa; Mollusca; Bivalvia; Pectinida; Pectinidae
Exons: 2
Coding region: 78-557 (159 amino acids)
Source: RefSeq, a predicted model, not a curated record